Messenger RNA from Aphidius gifuensis, 2496 nucleotides. RefSeq names its product lipase 3-like. Gene Ontology annotation, biological process: lipid metabolic process. The record is from RefSeq and is a predicted model, not a curated record. The coding region runs from base 41 to 1324 and encodes 427 amino acids. The transcript has 7 exons. Lineage: Eukaryota; Metazoa; Arthropoda; Insecta; Hymenoptera; Braconidae. Gene Ontology annotation, molecular function: hydrolase activity, acting on ester bonds.
GGAGAACAAUAAUUCAUCAUAGUCAUUCAGGUUUUCGAAGAUGACACGAGGAGUUGUAUUUAUUUUUUCGACUUUAUUUAUCCAAGUGCUCCUCGGGUUUAUUUCGAAGACUGAUUCUACAAUAUUAUCGUUUAAUCAAACUAAUAAUGAUAAUGUUGCGAGUUUUGUGAGGAAACGCCCUGAUGAAAUAGGCCACAAUGAAGAUGCAGAUCUGGACGCGAGAGCUUUAAUCAGGAAAUAUGGCUAUCGAGGUGAGAGCCACAAGGUAACGACUGAAGAUGGAUAUAUUUUAGAAAUGCAUAGAAUAACUGGUCCAAAAAAUAAUUCAAAUCCAGAAGGUAAAAAAGUUGUAUUUUUAAUGCAUGGAAUAUUGUCAAGUUCUAUCGACUGGAUUAUUGCUGGACCUAAUAAAGCACUUGCAUACUUAAUUGCUGACGAAGGAUAUGACGUUUGGCUCGGUAACGCAAGAGGCAAUCAUUUUUCCCGACAACACACACAGUUAUCGGUACUCGAUAAAAAAUAUUGGUCAUUUAGUUGGCACGAAAUUGGAACAAGAGAUCUACCAGCAAUGAUUGAUUAUGUCAUUGAUAAUACGAGACAAAAAAAAAUAUUUUAUGCUGGUCAUAGUCAAGGAACAACAACAUUUUUUGUAAUGGCAUCUGAAAAACCAGAGUACAAUGAUAAAAUAAUAGCAAUGUUUGCACUUGCACCAGUUGCAUAUGUUCAUCACAUGACCAGUCCAUUUUUCCAAAUACUUGCGAGGCUUGAAUCUUUAAUAACUGCACCAAUGAAUUUGAUUGGUCAACACGAAUUCGCUCCAACAAGUGAGUUUUUAAAAAGACUGAGUUCGAUUGUUUGUGAUGAAGAAGCAUGGUCACAGCCAGUUUGUGAAAAUAUUAUGUUUUUAAUUGCUGGUUUUGGAAGUGAUCAAACUAAUCGUACAUUACUGCCAGCUGUGUUAGGACAUGUACCAGCUGGUGCAUCAACACGCCAAGUUAUUCAUUACGCUCAACUCAUCAAAUCAAAGAAAUUCAGACAGUAUGAUCAUGGUUUUAUGGGGAAUAUGCUAUCAUAUGGGAAAAGAAAACCAGCAGCUUAUAAUUUAAAGCAAAUAACUGCCCCUGUUGUUCUUCAUUACUCUGUCAAUGAUUGGCUUUCAGAUGUAAAAGAUGUCAACCGGCUUGAGAAAGAACUCGGUAACUGUUACGCUAAAAUUCGAAAUCCAAAUUCAAAGUUUUCUCAUCUUGAUUAUCUUUAUGGCAAAGAUGCUCAUCGAAUUUUAUACUCAAAAGUAAUUGGAUUGAUGAAUACUUUUUCUAAAUAGAAAAAAAAAAAGAAAACAAUUGCUAGCGGAAUAAUAGACGAAUAAGUAUUCAUAUUUUGAUGUAGUUAUAUUAUAUACUGAUUUUUAUUAACGAUACAAAUUUCAAAAAAUUUAUCAUACAUUCUUAUUUGUAUAAAUUUCGACAUGAUGUUUACGAUGAGCAAAAAUAUAUUUUUUUUUGAAGAAUUAAAAACUGAUUGUUAUUGUAACAUCACAAUAUUAAAUAGUUCAUUUAAUAAAUGUUAUUCGAUCAUUACCACAUAUAUUGUAAAAUCGAAAACAUUAGAUUCAAAGUUCUGGAUUUUGUUGUUCAGUAACAGAUGGACCGGUGAUAAUUUAAGCGUCGGUUAAAUAAAUGUCAGCUCCACGUAAUCGGAUCACUGGGUCGAAAAACUUAGUAAGGAUAUUGCAGAGUCAGUUUUUCAAUAUGGAUUUUGUUGGAACAUAUAUUCAAUAUUAAAUAUCACAUAUAAUUAUUACUAUAAUUAUAAGGAUAUAUUAUUUUUCCUCACUGAGGCAUUUUUUUUACUACUUUUUUCCACGCGUUUGCGGUGGUAAAGUGAACUAUUAUCUCACUCUCCGCUCCACACGUCUUUUUCACUUUACCGUGCGUAACUUUCAUUUUACCGGAAGUUUUGGUUAAAGUGAAAAAGACGUGUACAGCGAAAAGUGAGAUAAUAAUUCACUUUACCACAACAAACGCGUUUAAAAAAGUAGCCAAAAAAAGUCCAAGUGAGGAAAAAUAUAUGUGAGAUUAGGGGGUUAAGCAGAAUUUUAUCAAACACUGCGAGUGAGGCGUUUGAUAAAACCCUACUUUACCCCCUAGUAUCACAAUAUACUAUUCCAUUCAUCAAACCUGCAAUUCAAAUAUUUAUAUUAAACUUGACUAACUAUUGGAACAACAUCAGCAUAAUAAUCUUUUAGACCAGAUGGUCCCUGUUCACGAUUUUAUAGGCCAAAUUCUUUACAGUUUUUUAUUGGUGGAGGGUGACGAAGAGUUUUUAUUCUUCGACCCUUUCUUUUUACACCUUCAUAGCCUAUUCUACGUAUUUCAUCAAUUCUGCAGUAUGUUGAUAUUGAUAUAAAUAAAACUUAUAUCAUUAUUAUUGUUAUUAUUGUUAUUAUUAUAAUCACAAAGUAAUGAAAUAGAUGAAUUCGCUACCGAUGAUGUA